ACGCACCGAAUCACGUGAGGUCACGAGGACCCGGAAGUAACUUCACGCAGGUAUUUAAGCAGGAAGUAGGUGACGAUCCAGCACCAGACAUUGAGCUCAUGCGAGGCUCAUCAUCAGGUCCCAUCUCUUCUCCAACUCACGUGAGUAAACUCUCUGCUCCUCGGAGCGCUUUAUUUACCUGUUUGUGUGCGUGUGAGAAUGCAGAUUUCUUGGUGGAAAUCUCAACUCCGUUUUGGAGCGUUCUCAGAUCAAACUGCGUGGUUUACCUACUCACUCGUGUGUAUCCGCGUUUGAGUUUUCCGCUGCGCUACACAGGGACAUAUUUCGAUCAUUCAUUUCUCGUCUGACUCCGUGACAGAAUGUCUGGUCCCGAAAUGGUCCCGGCGGAUUUGGAACAACUGUGGGGUGUGAUCCAGCAGCAGACCAUGGAAAUCAUGAGUCUGAAGCAGGAGAUGGGGGGACUUCGAGCGGAGUGCGGGGCUCUCCAAUCGGAUCUCACCACUCUGCAAGCAGACUAUGAUGACCUGGCUGCUGCACAGAUCGCCCCCGCGGAACCAAUCCGCCCCGCCCACCAACCCAAGAUUUCACUCCCGGAUAAGUGGGAUGGAUCCGGUGCCCGGUGUGAUGUCUUCCUCACUAACCUCUCUCUCAUCUUUGAGUUCCAGCCAUCACGUUAUCCCACAGACCGCAGCCGGAUCGCUCUGCUCGUCUCACUUCUCCGCACAGCCUACUACGAGGGACUUUCCAUCAGGCUCAAGGACGAGUUGGCUGUGCGGGAGCUUCCUGACACCCUGGAGGGCAUGAUCCAGCUGGCCCUCCGGGUCGAUCAGAGGAUGCGUCACCACCCACACCGCACUAAUUCUGUCUCUCGUUCCUCCACAGGCACCAUUCCCCGCACAAGGACCCUGGAUUCACCCGUCACCUACGCUGUCGCUGCGCCCUCUCCUCCUCCACCUAUCGCCUCAGAGGCCCACUCAACCGGAGCCGGGGAGCCCAUGCAAAUAGGACGCACCUCCCUGUCGGCAGCAGAGAGGGCUAGACGCUACCGCGAAGGUUUAUGUGCCUAUUGCGCCUCCCCAGAUCACCAUCGAGCAAUCUGCCCUCUCCGGCCGGGAAACGGCCAGACCAGGUAAAGAGGGGGAGGUCUUUGCCUGGUCCGGUGACG
Labeo rohita (rohu) is the source of this 1165-nucleotide messenger RNA. RefSeq lists its product as uncharacterized. NCBI's taxonomy places the organism in Eukaryota, Metazoa, Chordata, Actinopteri, Cypriniformes, Cyprinidae. The record is from RefSeq and is a predicted model, not a curated record. The transcript is spliced from 2 exons. The coding region runs from base 360 to 1133 and encodes 257 amino acids.